AUGCUCGGGCUCCUGCGGCGGCGAGUUCUGUGGCCGCUCGGUGCCCUGGUUCUCAUUUUGAUCGUUUUCACGAUACAACGUAGCUAUUCCAGCCCCGAAUCCAGCGUCGCACAUUUCCGAGCCUUGGAUAAAAGCGACAGCCUUGGACAUGUUUUCAACUCGACGCUCGGGUUCGAGGAUAUCCUUGUUGUCGGCAUGCCGUCCCGGACAGAUCGUCGCGACGGUAUGAUACUCGGUGCGGCCCUUUCCGAGCUUAAAAUUAACUUUGUUGAUGGCGUGAGAGGCGACGACGUAAACGAAAAAGCAAUUCCGGUGCCCAAGGAUCGAAAUAACCAUCUCAAGGGUCCCGUCUUGGGCUCCUGGCGUGGUCAUAUGAACGCCAUCCACGAAGUCGUUCGAAGAAACUUAUCGUCCGCGCUGAUUAUGGAAGACGAUGUAGACUGGGAUGUUAGGAUUCGCGAACAGCUUCAUGACUUUGCUGUUUCCAUCCGAGCUCUCACCCAGCCAUUGAGACGCCAACCAGGCAAAUACGCCGAUCCCACGUAUCCCAACCCAGGCGACGGUUCACCAAGGAAGUUGCCAGAUAUGAACUUCUUCAGCCUUCCUGAUACCGUCCGGCCUUUGAUUUCCCCGUAUGGAGAUAAUUGGGACGUUCUAUGGCUUGGACACUGCGGCAUGCAUUUUGUGUUUGAACAUAGCAAUCUCAUACCCAAGGGCCGCGUGGUCAAGGAAAAUGACGCCUCCGUACCGCCCAAGAAAAACCUUUGGUCGAUCAACAAACCUUUCUCACUAGUGGAUGAGUACCCGGAACAUACACGAGUCGUCCACCAUGCUCAAGAGGGUGUAUGCAGCCUUGCCUAUGCUGUUAGCCAACAGGGUGCCCGAAACAUGCUCCGUGAAAUAGCUCUCAAGCCGGCGACGGAUGCAUUUGACAUUCUCCUCCGACGGCCGUACCAAACAAGCGUGCCUGAGUAUCAACCCAAGUCUGUUUUCCCACCAUCGGCCGACAUGGUUCGGUUUAGCGUACGGCUGAAUGCCGAAGUCAUUCUCAACGGUAGCACCAAUUACAUUGAUCAGUUCCCUGACUCUGCAGAAUGA
Messenger RNA from Metarhizium robertsii ARSEF 23, 1098 nucleotides. RefSeq names its product glycosyltransferase family 25 protein. Bases 1 to 1098 code for a protein of 365 amino acids. The record is from RefSeq and is a predicted model, not a curated record. Lineage: Eukaryota; Fungi; Ascomycota; Sordariomycetes; Hypocreales; Clavicipitaceae. The transcript is spliced from 4 exons.